AUGCCUGAUAAAAUGAUAAAUGUUCUGUCUUUUAAUACUACUCAAAUGGAGACUGAAAACAUUACUUUCCCACUGCAGGACAAAAACGAAUUACUAGAACGCAAGAUAAUCAAAAAAUUGAUUGAAUUACAUAAAGUACAAAAGCUAAAGUGGUGGUAUUUGGCUUUAUACAUAUUAAAAGCUAUCUCACUGCUGAAGAUAUUCAGAAAAUCAGAGUCAAAGGCGAAAUGUGUAACAAUUUUUGUAUGUAGAGCUUGCUACAACUUUAAGCAAUGGAAAUUUGUGAAUAUUUUACUAGGAAAAAUACUAUCCUUACGGACAAGACGACGGGACAAGAUUUCGAGGACAAUAUUUUCAUCUCUGACGUCAGAGAUGAUUAGUGUAACAAUCCCAUUGUUUUUGGGGGGUCAAAUCCGAGUAUUUCGUAAAAGUUUCAAAAAAUAUUGA
This is a messenger RNA of Phycomyces blakesleeanus NRRL 1555(-), 447 nucleotides long. RefSeq lists its product as hypothetical. The record is from RefSeq and is a predicted model, not a curated record. Bases 1 to 447 code for a protein of 148 amino acids. NCBI's taxonomy places the organism in Eukaryota, Fungi, Mucoromycota, Mucoromycetes, Mucorales, Phycomycetaceae. The transcript is spliced from 4 exons.